AUAUAGUCCCGUCUUCUGUGGUAUGAAAGACCACACUGCCGCUGAGGGACAUGACUGGAGGCGCUCAAAGGGAUUAGGAUCUAGGGAAGGCCUCUGAUACAGCCAGGCCUGGGCAAACUUCGGGCCUCUCUCCAGGUGUUUUGGACGUCAACUCUCACAAUUCCUAACUGUUAGGAAUUGUGGGAGUUGAAGUCCAAAACACCUGGAGAGAGGCCUGAAGUUUGCCCAGGCCUGGUGUAUUUCCCUCCACUCUAACACUUUGAAGCUUGUGGGGCGGGCUUCCAGAAGUGACGUUGCCGUGGCGUUGUUGUGGUUCCGGGGUCGGGCCCAUGGCGCGCUCUUGGCAGCUGCACGUGAGGCGGGGAGUCCGCUGGUGCCGAUUUGGGCUUCAAAAGAGGCGGAUGCACCUCUCUGAAUGAAGCCGGGCAGCGUUGGCUUCUGCUGUUGCAGGCAUCUUGGGCAUCCUUUAAUUGCAAGGACACUUUAGAGCUGGCUAUGUUUUCAUGGGUUUAUGCGGGAAAAAGAGAGUGUCGAGAUGACCAGUUUCUGGAUAGUUAAAAGGAGAAUUAAGGUGGUGUUUGGGAAUGAAGUUGUUACAGGUCUUUGCUGUCUGGCAAGUAGUGACAGAUUUUAGUUUUUAUCGAAUUUUUUAAAAAGCUUCAGAGCAAAGGAAGGGUUUAUGUUGGAAACACGGUUGUUAUGAGUCUCUGGGGUCUGACAAAUUGAAAUAAAGCCACUGAUCUUGAAGUUUGUAGAGACAAGGAAGCUCCAGAGCAAAGGAAGAGUCUUCGGGGUCUGGCAAGUUGCAAUAAGAUCACAAGUAUUGGAGCUUGUAGAGAUCAGAAAGCUACAGAAGGGUUUAUGUUUGGGAAUAAGGUUGUUAUGGGUCUUUGGGGUCUGGCAAAUUGAAAUAAUGUCACUGAUCUUGAAGUUUGUAGACUCCAGAGCAAGGCAUUGUCUUUGGGGUCUGGCAAGUUGCAAUAAUGCCACAGAUAUUGGAGCUUGUAGAGAUCAGAAAGCUACAGAAAGGUUUAUGUUUGGGAAUAAGGUUGUUAUGGGUCUUUGGGGUCUGGCAAGUUGACAUAUUGGAGUGUGUAGAGACAAGGCUCCAGAGCAAGGGAAGGUUCUUUGGGGUCUGGUAAGUUGCAAUAAGAUUGAAUAUAUCGGAGCUUAUAGAGAUAAGGCUCCAGAGCAAGGGAAGGUUCUUCUGGCUCUGGCAAGUUAAAAUAAGAUCACAGAUCUUGGAGUUUGUCAAACAAAGCUUAGUAUGCCAGCUCGGAGUGUGGGUAGGCGGCAUAUUAUUUUGUCACUUUUCUAGGAGAAAUGUGGCUCCCAGUACGUUCCUUGCACCAUUGGUGCCUUCGGGGGAGACGGGUCCUAUCCGGCCGUCAUCCUUGCAGACACUAUAAGAAGGAGACUCUUCCCUCACCAGAUGGGCCGGUCCCCCCUGCUUCAGUCACAGAGAUCCGCCAGUAUCUCAGGGCACAGGACAUCCCCUUCCACGACGGCUAUAGCUGCAUCCAUGUUCCCAGUGUUUUUGUUGAGGAGCAGCAGCAGGUUCGUCAUAGCUACACUCUCUUUAUUGACAAGACUACUGGGCGCUUUGUCUGCACUGCCACCUUGGUUGAAGGCAAUUGGCAGGACUUCCAGGCCAGCGUAGAGUUGCAGCAUAAAGGGGUGGCUGGGGGGAGCUUGGAGGAUAUUGACAAGCCGAGGGACCACACUGGGGAAGAUGCCAGGCAUAUCUGGGAACGAGCCAUGCCUCUUUGGGAGCUUCUUGAUGAGCAGGAGACCCAGGAAGCCAAGGCCAAGUUUGGGAUUUCCAGUAUCUCAAAUGCAACUCUGAAACGGUUUGGUGUGCGUUACUUAAGGACUGCUCAAGCUUUGGUGUUCCCAUGGUUCAGCCCUCGGGGCACCAGCCUGAAAGGGUUAAAGCUGUUGGGAGUUGAACGGCAAGGAGAGACAGCAAAUUAUGUGGAGAAUACCCUACCUCGCCCAAGUGCCUAUCAUAACCUCUUUGGGCUGCCGUUGAUCGGACGACGUGAUACAGAAGUGGUACUGACUGGCCGGGAGCUAGAUACUCUGGCAUUACACCAAGCAACUGGGCUACCCAUUUUGGCCCUGCCCCGUGGUAUUUCAUGCCUCCCCCCAGGCCUCCUUCCCUACCUAGAACAGUUCAAGCGGAUCACUCUAUGGUUAGGUGAGGAUCUCCGUUCCUGGGAAGCAGCCAAGCUCUUUGCCCGCAAACUGAACCCUAAGCGUUGUUCUUUGGUGCAGCCAAGCGACCAGCAACUCCAACCCUUAGAAGCUUUCACCCGUGGCUUGAACCUCACCAAGAUUUUGCGCUCAGCCUUACCAGCUGGCCACAAGGCCAUUAUUUCAUUUCGCCAGCUGCGAGAAGAGGUUUUGGGGGAGCUGGCCAACGUGGAGCAAGUAGCUGGAGUCAAAUGGGCACGUUUCCCAGAACUAAACAAGCUCCUCAAGGGCCACCGUAAAGGAGAACUUACUGUCUUCACAGGACCCACCGGCAGUGGGAAGACAACCUUCAUCAGCGAAUAUGCCCUGGAUCUCUGCAUGCAAGGAGUGAACACUUUGUGGGGUAGCUUUGAGAUCAACAAUGUGCGCUUGGCCAAGAUCAUGCUUACCCAGUUUGCUAUGGGGAGACUGGAGGAGCAGCUGGAUAAAUUUGAUGAAUGGGCAGACAGAUUUGAGGAUCUUCCACUCUACUUCAUGACUUUCCAUGGCCACCAGAAUAUCAAGACAGUGAUGGAUACCAUGAAGCAUGCUGUGUACAUGUAUGAUAUUACCCAUAUAAUUAUUGACAAUCUUCAGUUCAUGAUGGGUCAGGAACAGCUCACAGUGGACAGGCUUGCUGUACAAGACUACAUCGUGGGUACUUUCCGGAAGUUUGCCACAGAAAACAGUUGUCACGUGACUCUGGUCAUUCACCCCAGGAAGGAAGAUGAAGAGAGAGAACUACAGACAGCCUCAAUAUUUGGGUCUGCGAAGGCCAGCCAAGAAGCAGAUAAUGUGCUGAUUCUGCAGGACAGGAAGUUGGUGACAGGCCCAGGCAAGCGCUAUCUACAAAUCUCCAAGAACCGCUUUGAUGGCGAUGUGGGGAUUUUCCCCCUGGAGUUCAGCAAAACCUCCCUCACUUUCUCCUCCCCCAUCAAGGCCAAAACAGCCAAGUUGAAGAAAAUGAAAGACGACAACGGUGUGCCACCUAAGAAAGCUCCUACAGGUGGGGCUUCAAAGAAGCAACGGUCUCAAUCACCCAACCACACAACCCCAGAGACCUCUCCUAAUGAACCUGUCAAAACGUGAAGAGAUACAGAACAUUAUUCCAAAGGAUUGGAAGUCAGAAAAAUCACUGCCCUUUUGCCUGAUUACAGCAAGCAACAAAUGGACUUUCAGCAGAGAUAAUGGCUGAAUCCAUUCCUGCUCAUUUUUGCCUCUUGUUAGAAUCAAGUAUGAGAAAUCUUGGAGAGAUAGAUGGACAGUAGCAGGAUUUGUAAUAUCCUCUGUUAUCAAGCAAUAAGCCAGAGAAGAAACAGAUUUCUUCUCAUUUCCAUUCAAGUGGAAACAAAUGGACUGACAUCGCAUACCUCACAGGGAAGAAUCCACUGUGAUAGGCACAGAGAAGUGCCCUAUCUUGUGGUCUUCGGUCUGGCCUCUGGCCACAUCCAGUUAAUAUUUGGUUGCUGUACGCAACCAGUGAUGCACAAAAAGGCAUCAGAAUAGGAAUGUUGUUUAUAUGAUUGCUGCACUAAUAAGUGAAAAAAAAAAUAAAAAUGGUUGCAAGCAUGUAAAGUAUUACAUUAUUGGUUUGGGGUUGUAGGCAGGCAUGUAGCCGGGGGGGGGGGGGGGGGGGGGGGGCUUGAGGGGCUUCACCCCCGCCCCUGAAAUUCUCAGGGUGGUCUGCGAGAAGGCCUUACUGGUAUUAUUUAAACUGUUAUGUUUAUUGAUAUCAUGAUCUGAUCACUAUGCUCAAUAUAUCCCAUAUGCAUGGGGGUAUUGGGAUAACGAUACAAAAGGUUUGCUAGGGUAGAUCCUCUCUCACUCAGACUCAGCCCGCCCCCUCCCCCCUGGUUGUAGGUGCUGGUUGGACACUGUUAUACUCCUAUAAGGUUUUGGCCAUGCAUUCUGAGAAUUUUAGUUUGAAAAAUAAAUUCUUAAAUUCUGGUAGCACAUCUGCAUCACAAGACUGCUGGUUAAAACUAAUGCUAUGAGAGAAGUUUCGUUUUCCCAGGAUCCAGGAUUUUAGUGGAUAGAUGAUGGGUUGAACUCAAGAGGAAUCUGUGAAGCCUAGACAUAAAGGAGCCACUGAGUCAAUCCAGAUAUUGACAGAUGUAUCUGAGGCUAUGAAUUACAGGGUUAGAAUAAGGUAUCAGCUUGAAGAGGGUCAACCUGAAAAGCCUGCACUGCAAAGUACUUUUUGCCUUAUGUAUCUAUUGGGUUCUGAGAUAAAUUUUAAACUCGGUAUGGAUUCGGAUAUGGAGUGUGCUUAAAGACACCUUCACAUUAUUUAGGUAUUCCAAAGGUGGCUGUUGAGAAAUUACUAUUCUGAAAAUUGUGGCAUCAUGAAAAAGAACCCUUUCAAAUACUGCUAAUGGCUUUCUCACACAUUUCAAUUGAAAUGUUCAGUUGAUUUCAUUAUCUUAGCAGUUUCCUCUUGUUGCUGUUGUGUGACCUCAAAUUAAUUCCAACCUUGUUAAUGUUAAGGUGAAUCUGUUUUCUUGGAAAGAUUUGUUCAGAGGUUUGCCAUUGCUUUCUUCUGAGGCUGAGAGAGUGUGACUUGCCCACAGUUAUCUAGUGACUGAAUAGGGAUUUGAAUCCUGAUCUCUAGAGACGUAGUCCCAGUACUCAAAGCACUGACUACACCAUGCUGGCUAUAGCAGUUCUUCCUUUCUCAAUUUAACUGGAAUACCUGCAUCCAUCAUAUUUCAAUCCCUAGCCAUUUGUCAUGCUUAAUUUGUCAUGUGAGACUGACUUGGAAAUCAAGUGCAUUUCUUCAACUGUUGCAGCUUUUUAAUGAUUGUAGGACUUUUCUGUGGAGAAAUCUAAACUGAUUUGGUAUGACUUUAUACACAUCCCAGCAUUUUAGUAAUGCUUAAAUAAUCUAUGCAGACCACAGAAACUACACAUUACAUGGUGUUUUGUUAGAUGUUGUGUAAUUUAUUUAAUUAAAAAAAUCUUUUGUGCUUUA
Molecule: messenger RNA, 5206 nt
Organism: Anolis carolinensis (green anole)
Lineage: Eukaryota; Metazoa; Chordata; Lepidosauria; Squamata; Anolidae
Gene: twnk
Product: twinkle mtDNA helicase
Exons: 5
Coding region: 1324-3324 (666 amino acids)
Biological process (GO): mitochondrial DNA replication
Cellular component (GO): mitochondrion
Molecular function (GO): 5'-3' DNA helicase activity; ATP binding; single-stranded DNA binding
Source: RefSeq, a predicted model, not a curated record